ACUAACAAUGCAUUUUAGUGACAGUAAAUAGUGAGUUGUUCGCUAAAAGGAAGAUAAAAGACGGCUAGGACACUGAGGCGUCGCUUCAGGAAAACUACGUAGGAUGGGCGAGCGCGCGGACGCCGCGUUUAACGUCAGUACCACUGGAUCCAAGUGGCUGCUGCCCGUCAGUGAACGCCUGGGCUUUCCUCUCGACCAGGUGAAUUUUCUGGCCUGUCAGCUGUUUGCCCUGGCUGCUGCCUUCUGGUUUCGUCUCUACCUCAGUCCUAGCCAUGCCAACCCCCUGGUCAGGCACGCUGUGGCCACUCUCCUUGGCAUUGCUUUUCUCAUCUUCUGCUUUGGAUGGUACUCAGCCCACAUCCUGACAGUGGUGGUUGCAAACUACCUGAUCAUUGUCCAAGCUGACAUCAAUAAUGUGCACAGGUAUUCCAUGGUGACGGCUAUGGGCUACUUGACAAUGUGCCAAGUGAGCAGAGUCUUCAUCUUUAACUAUGGGAUACUGUCCACGGACUUCUCGGGGCCCUUGAUGAUAGUAACCCAGAAGAUCACCACACUGGCGUUUCAGCUCCAUGACGGUAUGUGUAAGAAAUCUGAACAGUUGACCUCGGAGCAGAAGCUUCUGGCUAUAAAUGCGAGGCCUUCUCUCAUCGAGUACCUGAGCUACAAUCUGAACUUCCUGAGUGUCUUGGUGGGACCAUGCAGUAACUACAAGGACUACACAGACUUCAUAGAGGGCAGGCACAUCAGCAGGAGGCUCAGGCAGCACUCCGGGACGUGUAAUGGGCAGAACGGCUAUGAUAAGACACUGGAGCCGUCACCACUGAACGCUGUCUGUCAAAAAUUGCUGGUCUGCUGCGGCUGUAUGCUGUUCUUCCUCACUGUGACUCGGUCCUUGCCGAUAACAUAUAACGUGGACCCCCACUUUGUGAGCCACGCCCCCUUCCUCACCAGACUCACCUACGCUUUCUUCUCCAUACAAGCAGCAAGGCCCAAAUUCUACUUCGCAUGGACGCUAGCUGACGCAGUCAACAACGCUGCUGGUUAUGGUUUCUUGGGCAUGGAUGAAAAUGGAAAGCCAUCGUGGGACCUCAUCUGCAACCUCAACAUCUUAGGGAUUGAGACUGCAACCAGCUUCAAGACAUUUAUUGACAACUGGAAUAUUCGAACAGGAAUUUGGCUCAAAAUGGUGUGUUAUGACCGAGUGCCCAAGCACAGGUUGGCUUUGACCUUCAUCCUGUCUGCCUUGUGGCACGGUGUUUAUCCAGGGUACUAUUUCACCUUUAUCACUGCCAUCCCCAUCACGAUGGCAGCACGAAAUGUGCGGAAGUCUAUUCGCCACUACUUCCUUGGCCUCAGAGGCUUGAAGCUGGCUUACGACAUCUUAACUUGGGCAGCCACUCAGCUGGCCAUCUGCUACACUGUCAUGCCUUUUCUUCUUCUUGCAGUAGAGCCCACUUUGGUUUAUUACAGGUCUAUGUACUUCCACGUGCACAUCAUUAGCAUUCUGGCUGCGAUCGCCCUGUAUCAGAAACACAAACCCAGGGAACCCGCCGCCACCACUAAAACGUUUUCCUCCGCCUCCUUCUCGUCUUCGUGCUCAGCCCAGUGCCAGCCUGUUCACUCCAACAACAAUGACAAAGUAGACUGAAAACCCCCUCCGCAUGUUCUUUUACCAGGCUCUCAGUCCACCGUGUUUUUUCAAAGACAAGUGAAUAUCCCUGUUAGGGAAAGCAGUUCACCUUCCAGCGAGGUAUCGCAACCCCUCUCCUUUUAAACCUACGCCAGUCCAGGCUCUCCAGCGUCCACCGCUCCUCACUACACCCACCUCGACCAGCAGAAUUCUAACCCUACAAGACAAGACACAAACUACGAGGACAGCCAACCAUUCCCCUCCUUAGAAAACAACCUCACCUCCGAUCAGUCUUAGAGAACAUGCCACAUGAUGCAAGUGAACAAUUUAAGUAUCAUGUGUUGUUAGACUGCUUGAUGUAGGAAGAAGCCUGCCUGGUUGCAGACUCCUUCCUCAAUUUUCUCUCUCCACACUCAGACAACAUGGCAGCACUUACUGAAAGAUCUGAGCGCCCCCAUCUGUUAGCCUUAAAUAAGAUAGCUGCUCUUCCGGAUGCAACAGACAUCCAGCAUGGAGACUCAGUAGGGUUUGAGUGCUUUGCCUUGCGAAUACAAGCAUUGGUGGGCCUGCCCAACACCUCGGGACAAGAGGGCAAUGUGGAAUACCAGUGCGCCUCAUCUCACCUUCGUUACAGUCCCUACAGGGCAUACAGCAACUUAAAAUGGGAAACCUUUGUGUUAUUUAUUGUUUGGGACAGAGUAAAGAGGACAAGAAAUGUGAUCGUACAAUACAAUGCAGGAUUUCAACCUGUGACACUGGAAGUACAUGGGGAGAGGUUUUCUGCUAUAUUGUAAGAUUGAGAAAAAUACCUAAAAAAAGAGCUCAGCAGGCAGAGUAGAAAGACAAAAAUUAACUGAAGGAACAUCUCUGGUACCACCACCACCACUACCAGGAUGCUGGCAUCCCUCCACGGUUCCCCCUCCAUCUGCCCCCUCUCUCCUCCACGGUUCCCCCUCCAUGCCCAUCUCGACACCAGCCUGCCCGCUCCAACAACAAUGCAACAGUGUGAAGAGUGAAAGGAGGCUCACUUUCUGUCCUGUCCUCUGUCUGUGCCCUCCUGCCGACUGGUGGGAUCUAAGCCAGCACAGUGGGAGAGCAGCUCAUAAACAGGGCACAAAUACCAGGACGGACACACACACACACACACACAAACAAACUCAUGAAUAAACAGACAAGACUAAUAUGCACAUACUCUCUCGUAGACACACUCAUACUUCUCAGUCUGAUACAAAGGCUGCCCUUGUGUGGCCACAACAAAAGAGCAUACCAAGAGGAGAGAGAGGCCUGGUUUAUGUAUGUGUGUGUGUGUGUGUGUUUGUGUGUGUGUGUGUGUGUAUGUGUAUGUGUAUGUGUGUGCAUGUGCGUGCGUGUGCCUGUGUGUUUGCAUGUAUGUGUGAACGUUUACUGUCAGUUGCUGAUCCUGUGAGUGUGUACUGUGGACUGUGUCGGUAUUUCUCCCACUCUUAGUUUGCACUGGCUUGGUGGAAAGACACUUGAAAUACCAAUUAGACCACACAGCUCUCAAACUGUCCAGUGAAACCAUUACUAAUGAAGGCUUUUAAGGCAGGAUGGCAGCUCCUCCUGGUGAGGAGACUUGACUAUUCUGCAGAACAAGUAAACUCUCUAUGAUAGUUUCUAUGGAUAAUCUUGGGCAUUAGUUAUACCCCUGCACACAGAAGGAGAAGCUGACAUAGUUUAAAUAGUUAUAGAAUAUAUUAUGCAACAAUACAACAACAUGCUCCUGUUUUUGUUGUUUUGCAUGCACAGUUGUAAUUGUAAGUGAUGGGAUGGUGCGAUAUGAGCAACACUUUGAUUAAGAGUUGAAAGAAACAACACAAUUAUUUAAUGAGAGAAGUCAGACUUUCCCCAAGAAACCUCUGUUUGUGCUGAAGCAGUUGGAAAUUUAAUGCUUCAUGUAUUUACCAUGUGAACGGCGCUGGAUAGCCGUUAUCAUGGUAUACUAAGUAUAGAGUAGUUGAACAAGAAGCUGUGGAGAAACUGAGAGGAAAUAUAUUUGGAGUUUCUCUUUUGGGGAGGAAACUGAUGCACACUGAGAGAAUGGAAAAUAUGACCAUAAAUAGGAAUUUAUGAGUCAAAUGUGUUUCUUCUCAGUAGGAGCAGGGUGCCGUGUUCGUUCUGUUAUUCUUUGUAAGAAACAACACUUUUGAAAACUGUUGAUUUACCAGAACUUAUCAGCUGCUGCAGGUUGAUUUAACAGAGACAUCUGCUGGGUGUUUGUACUGUCUGAACCAUGCUGAAUCAAGUAAUGAAGGUAAGCCAACCGGGACUGGGAAGUUCUCACCAAAACUCACAAUUUCUUCUUUUCGCUAGCUUUUACUUUUGCACAAUCGAAGUUGAUGAGUGGUUAGCGAUGAGCUAAUGAUGGUGAAAAGAAAAGGAUGCAUUCACAUUAUGAAAUGAUUAAUAACUCUCAUGUUAUUUUUGGUCAUCUAGAGGUUAUCUCUCAUGAGAGGUUUGGGAGCACUGGGGGUUUUAAACGUGGCACAGUGGCUUGGAUAUUAAUGGUGCUAUCUGCUGCAGGCUAGCAUUUAUAGGUUGGUUAUAAUAAGACUAACAGUGCUAACAAAGUGCAAUGCAAGAAUGUUUUUUUGGUAGGUUAACAGUGCCUUAUGAAGAAAAAUGUGAGGCUGUCGCUUUAAAUGCCUUGUAAGGGUUUCCUGAUGGGUGCAGCGUGUUAGUGGCAUCUGUUUAAUCAUGCUGGAGACACAAUCUUAUUUCAUUUUAUUACCUGCUUUAGUUUAGUUUUAAUUUAAUCUCAACUUUUUGACUACUGGAAAAAUGUGUAGACUCAGUGUAGACUGUGUCAGCCUCAGCUCACAGAUUGACUCAAGCUUCUAGUUAUUAAUGCAUAAAAACAGUCGAGCCUGUUUAUACAAGAAAAAAAAUCAAACUUAUUUUACUUGUUUUAUUAUUAUUAUUAUUUAUCAGGACAUCAGUGUCACAUUAAAAAGACACUUGUGAGUUCACAGACAAGUGCUGACAUGAGGAGAGGGGGGAAUUAACACUAAUUAUUAAAUAAUAAUACUGUAGGGGAAUUAUUCAAUGUUUUAAGAGAGACAAGAUGGGGAACGUGUACAUUAAACUAUUCUCCCUAAGCUAAUUAGAACAAAUCUCGUUACUAAAUCUUGUACCUUUUGGGUCAUGUGGAGUAAAGACGGGGAUAUUUCAUGUCUGUUGAUCGUUUUAAUGUUUAUCUGCACAGUAGUACCUCUUCUUGGAGUUAAUGAAGCGUCAGUAGUGACAGCUCUGGGGACCACUAGCCUCAGCCAUUUCUUUGCAGAAGUCCCCUUUUGCCUGCAAUUAUAAAUGAUCUGAAAAAAAAUGCUGGUGCUAAAUUCCAGUGGUAAUGCAGUUAGGCCCCCGUGACAGCUCCUGUCAAAGGCUGACUGCCCCCAAACUACUCAAGAGGUGCUGAAAAGUGAAAACACUCGUCCCAAGGAUGGCUUUGCUCUAACGUAGAAUUGUUUUUGUGAGACAAAGCCCUUAACUGACUUCUGUUGUUCGUGCCAGUAACAUGUUCGUGGUUCUGUGCGUCUGAAUGUUGCUAAUGUUUUUAGUGCAGGGAAGUGAGCGCUGAGUGGCACAUAAACAGUGUGAAUGCGUUGCUAGAAUGAGCAGCUUUUUGAAUGACUUGAUACUGAUUAUAAAGAUAUUUUUGUAUGUGUUUUUGCAGAUGUAUGUGUGAUCAAAUACACUGACUGUGUGUGUGUGUGUGAGAGAGAGAUUUUCUUAAUACCCCAUUGCUCCAUUUUAGUAUUGUUUGUAUAAAGGAAAGAGCGGUACAAGAACAUUUGAAUAACAAAUAAAGCUUCAGUGA
Molecule: messenger RNA, 5468 nt
Organism: Chelmon rostratus (copperband butterflyfish)
Lineage: Eukaryota; Metazoa; Chordata; Actinopteri; Chaetodontiformes; Chaetodontidae
Gene: mboat1
Product: membrane bound O-acyltransferase domain containing 1
Exons: 13
Coding region: 104-1648 (514 amino acids)
Biological process (GO): lipid modification
Cellular component (GO): membrane
Molecular function (GO): acyltransferase activity
Source: RefSeq, a predicted model, not a curated record